Molecule: messenger RNA, 3339 nt
Organism: Eucalyptus grandis
Lineage: Eukaryota; Viridiplantae; Streptophyta; Magnoliopsida; Myrtales; Myrtaceae
Exons: 7
Coding region: 111-3083 (990 amino acids)
Biological process (GO): protein phosphorylation
Molecular function (GO): protein binding; protein kinase activity; ATP binding
Source: RefSeq, a predicted model, not a curated record
UCUCCUCUUGUCUCUAUUUUUGAAUCGCGUUAGCGGAUGGUUAGGAACACCAAAAUACAUAGAGACGGUGCCGUGCUUCGUUUGCUACUUUCUUCUUUUGGGGUGCGAUCAUGGGGAACAGCAGAAGCAAGCCAGAGUCGAUAGAGCAGCGGAGACGCCAUAGCAGUGAGACGCGAGCAAGUCCUCCGCCGCAGGCCUUCCAUUUAGCUCCUGCUUCGGUUUCAGGUUCGUCUGUUGAAGCAAGUCCUCCGCCGCAGGCCUUCGAUUUAGGUCCUGCUUCGGUUUCAGGUACACCGCAACCGGUGGAGGAACUUGAGAUAUGUUAUGACGACAUCGAAGGUGGUCCACCUGAAUAUGGCGGCAAGGUGCUUAUGCUUGGGGGUCUAGGAUUGAUGGAGCCUCCGGAGGUCACACAAUGGCAGACUUACACGGAGAUCUACUUGAUGGAAAACCGGUUAACUGAGUUGCCCGAGAACCCUCGGUGUCCUGUACUCUUGGUCUUGUUUCUAAAUAGAAAUUACAAACUCAGAACAAUUAGUCUGUCUUUCUUUGAUUACAUGCCGGCUCUUGAAAUCCUGAAUUUAUCCAGAACACGAAUCAAGUCCUUGCCGGAGUCUCUGUUUGGGUUAAGCUGCCUAAAAAGACUAUUCUUAACUCACUGUGAGAUGCUGAGCGUGUUACCUCCAAAAAUUGGAGAACUUCAGCAGCUUGAGGUGCUUGAUAUGGAAGGGACUGAGAUCAUGGAUCUGCCCCAGGAGGUUGCAAAGCUAACAAAGCUCACUUGCCUAGAAUUAUCCUUUUGUCCACGCGUAAAUUGGGGCACAAAAUCUGCGAAAGCGAAUGCAUUGAUUCCUCAAGGCACUCUUUCCACACUAUCUCAACUAGAAGAAUUAAGUAUUGAUGUAAAUCCAGAUGAUGAGAGGUGGGAGAGUGUUGUGGAAGCUAUUAUUGACGACGUUUGUGGCUUGAUAAGUCUGGAUACACUUAAACUGUACCUUCCACAAGUGGAACAUCUGAGGAAAUUCAAAUGGUUUGGUACAUCCAAGGUAUGUAGAUUGUUGUCACAUUUCAAAUUCAUUGUUGGCAGUCAUGAUGAACGCAUCAUGUCUUGUCUCCCGGUGGAUCUUGAGUUUGAAAUAGAACGCUGGGAUAGAUCCCUGAAAUAUGUAAAUGGUGUCGGGGUGCCUAUAGAUAUCCAGAAGAUGCUUCGGCAUGCUACUGCAUUUUUCUUAGACCGCCAUAUGGAUGUCACUAAGCUAUCUGAUUUUGGGAUUGAGAACAUGGAGCAACUGAAAUGCUGCAUAAUUGGGGAGUGUAAUGAGAUUCGGGUUUUUAUUGAUGGAACUGACAUGUAUGAUGAAGCUGAUAGAAGUGAAAUUGUAUCAGAAACAGGGGAGGAUGACAAGAGGUUUCUCAGGUCACUUGAAUAUCUCUAUGUAUAUCAUAUGAAGAGUUUGAGGUGCAUUUAUGUGGGGCCGCUGCAUCGAGGAUCCUUGUCUCAUCUUAAAUGCUUGGCCUUAGUCACAUGCCCUCAGUUGACUACCAUAUUUACACCUGACCUACUGAAAAACCUUGAUAGCUUAGAAGAGCUCAGAGUCGAAGACUGCUCACAUGUCUCAAGUUUAGUGACACAGGAAGAUACUUCUAUUGACGACAGUACUCACUUUCUCCCCAACAUGAAAAGGAUAUCCCUAUUCUCAUUGCCAGAGCUCAUUAGCAUUUCCAGUGGCUUACGCAUCGCACCAAACUUGGAACGAAUGAGCAUUAUCGAUUGUCCAAAUCUCAAGAGUUCAUCACCUGAUGAAAUCUGUUGCAAUCAUCUGGCAGGGACUAAACCACAAAGCAUUCCAAAUGAUGCAAGCAGAGAGCAGCCUGCUCCUACUGUGGUUUCGUCUACAACCACUGUUAAUGCAGACCGUUCAACUUUUAAACUCAAAAGGGAACCUAAAGUUGCUUCUCGGCUGCGGAAAUUCAAAUUUAAUGAUCUUAAGUUAGCUGCUAGAAACUUUAGUGCUGCAAGUCUUCUUGGUAAAGGUGGUUUUGGCUGUGUACGUGGAUUUACAAAUGAGGUUUCUAUAGUCGCUCCUCAGCUGCGGAAAUUUUCAUUAAAGGAUCUUAAGUUAGCUACAAGAAAAUUUAGUCCUGAGGGUCUGCUCGGUCAAGAUGAUUCUUUCCGAGUCUUUAAGGGUUGGAUUGAAGAAAAUGGGACUGCUCCUGCAAGGCCUGGCACUGGGCUGACUGUCACUGUUAAGAUUUUCGAGCGUCAUGGGCAGCCGGCUCAUGAAGAAUGGCUGGCUGAAGUGAGUAUUCUUGGUCAUCUAGUGCAUCCAAAUUUGGUAAAGUUAAUUGGAUAUUGCGUGGAAGUCGACCAAAGGCUGCUUGUAUAUGAGUAUAUGCAACGAGGGAGCUUGCCUAAUCACCUCUUUGAAAGCUGUGUAGGAGAGACUCAGCCUCUCCCCUGGUCUACCAGGAUGAAAAUAGCACUGGGUGCUGCAAAGGGUCUUGCUUUUCUUCAUGGGGAAGCAGAACUGCAAGUGAUAUUUCGUGAUUUUAAAACUUCCAAGAUCCUAUUAGAUGCCGACUACAAUGUCAAGCUUUCUGGUUUAGAAUUUGCAAAAAUUGUUCCCGAGGGAGAUGACUCUGACACCACCCAACUCGUUGGAACAUUUGGCUAUAUCGACCCGGAAUACAUCUAUACUGGUAAUGUCACAGUAAAGAGUGAUGUCUAUGGUUUUGGUGUGGUUCUUUUGGAAAUCCUGACCGGAAGAAAAGCCAUUGAUCGUACUCGUGAGGAACCUCACCUUGUUAUGUACGCUCGGUUACAUAUGGAAGAGGAAAAAAGUUUGUGCGAAUUGAUGGAUCCAAGGCUCGGAAAUAAAUACUCAGAAAAAUGUGCCCAGAUUGCUUUGCAGUUGGCUGCUCGCUGCCUUAGACCAGAUCCAGAAGCUCGUCCCUGGAUGAGUGAAGUUGUCGAAGUUUUGAAAAAUAUCCCAGAUCUUCCAUAUAUGGCAAGUCCAUUAAAUAUUCAGGACAAGAGAGGAAGCCCUAGCAGUGGAAUCGCAUGCAAACUUGAACCACGGUGAAUUCAAGGAAUGCAAGUCUUUCAAUUCCGGAUGGGACCAACGCCUAUCCAUGCCACCACACCACCAAUUUUUGGAAGCAAGUGAUAAACUGUGGCAAUAUGCCAUUAAGUAGAAGUCAUUCAAACCCAUUUUUUCCUCUUCUCCUCUUUCCUUUUUUGGUGCUGGAGUUUUGGCUUCCAUAUGAACAUUAGCUCCUGGUUAUGAAAAUGUCGACGGAAUAAAAUAUAAUACAAAUUAUGCUACGUUUAUAUCGUCA